This is a messenger RNA of Dioszegia hungarica, 333 nucleotides long. RefSeq lists its product as uncharacterized. Gene Ontology annotation, molecular function: zinc ion binding; DNA-directed RNA polymerase activity; nucleic acid binding. Bases 1 to 333 code for a protein of 110 amino acids. NCBI's taxonomy places the organism in Eukaryota, Fungi, Basidiomycota, Tremellomycetes, Tremellales, Bulleribasidiaceae. The transcript has 6 exons. The record is from RefSeq and is a predicted model, not a curated record. Gene Ontology annotation, cellular component: RNA polymerase III complex. Gene Ontology annotation, biological process: termination of RNA polymerase III transcription; DNA-templated transcription.
AUGCUGUUCUGCCCUUACUGCGCUAAUAACCUGACUAUAGGUGAUGCGGAAGACACGUCAGAGCAGGCUUGGGUCUGCCCGACAUGUCCGUAUAAGUGGCUCAUCAAGAAGCAAAUAUCAAUGCGAACCCAUUUGAAGCUGAAAGAGGUGGAUGAUGUCCUCGGGGGGCAGAAGGCAUGGGAGAAUGUCGACAAGACGACUAUCACUUGCGGGAAGUGCGACCAUACUCAGGCGUACUAUCGACAACUACAGAUCAGAUCUGCAGAUGAGCCGAUGACGACUUUCUAUAAAUGCGAGAACUGCUCUCAUGAGGAUAAGACCAUGUUUUGCUGA